AUGUCAGCGAUAUCGCAGGACGAGUCGGACAAGCAUUUUGCUUCCACCUCAAGAUUGCCAUCAUCAUUUCCUUUUGAAGUGAAAGAUUUUCCAACCAUGACAUCGACGUAUGAGACAGACCCAAGCUUUGAUGCUGAAAACCCAAGCUUCGAUAACCCCGAAGUAAGAAAGGCUAUGGGACAAGAUGACCCUGGAAUGAAGGCGUUCGCUGCUUACCAAGACGGUGAACAACCUGCAGAGGAGUUGGUUGCCCGAAGCUAUGCAGAAGAUGCCAGCUAUAAGUCUAUGACCGAUAAGACAUUCGACGACGAUGUUUCCAAAGCACAAUCAAAGGAGCUAGAAUCGCCUGCAUCCCCAAGUCUUCAGGCAAUCAAUAUUGCAAACAUUAUUUGCUACAUCGCUAACGUCAGUAUUGUGUUCAUCAUCGGAUCCACCAACAUCUCGGAUAUUCCCACCAACGCAGAAAUCUCUGCCAAGUAUCCUACUCUACUCACUCCUUCUGGAUAUGCCUUUUCCAUCUGGGGAGUCGUCUUCCUUGCACAAUUGAUAUGGGCAGUUGCUCAGUUGCUCCCUGCCUACCGAGCAUGUGAUUUGGUGAUCAACGGUGUUGGCUGGAACUACGUCUGGAUUUGCAUCGCUCAAAUCGCGUGGACUGGAUUCUUUGCUCAAGAGUACAUUCUUAACUCUAUGAUUGCAAUGAUCUUCAUCCUUAUUCCAUUGAUGAUUGUUCUGUUCCGAUUCAGAAACCACAUGACAAAUGAUAACCAAAGCUACUUUCUCCUCAAGCUCCCUUUCGAGACCCAUGCUGCAUGGAUCAUGGCUGCCUCAUUGGUCAACUUUAGUAUUUUGCUUGUAGAUAUGGGAUGGUUUUCCAAGAAUUUCCAAGUCGUGGUUGCGGUCCUCAGUAUUCUUCUAUUGGCUGGUGCUGGUUUCUUCUUUACUAUGCAGGAACAGUAUGCUGUCCCAUGCGUCAUCGGAUGGGCAACGUUGGCGAUUGCCAUCAAGCUUUCGGAUCCUUACAACAUUUCUAUGGUGGAGCGUUUCCCAUCUGCCGCCAUUUCUGGACUUGAAUUUGCUGCAGGAGGUUUGGCUGCAUUCUUGUGGUUGUUUGUCUUGACCAAGAUCUAUAUUCUUGACGCAAGGGAGGCUUCUUCGAACCAAGAAACUUUGUUGAAUGACGCUUCCCCCGCAGAAGAGGAUGACUACGUCAAGCUUUAA
Messenger RNA from Cylindrotheca closterium, 1218 nucleotides. Lineage: Eukaryota; Bacillariophyta; Bacillariophyceae; Bacillariales; Bacillariaceae. The record is from the annotation of a GenBank genome assembly.